Molecule: messenger RNA, 1494 nt
Organism: Mollisia scopiformis
Lineage: Eukaryota; Fungi; Ascomycota; Leotiomycetes; Helotiales; Mollisiaceae
Exons: 4
Coding region: 1-1494 (497 amino acids)
Source: RefSeq, a predicted model, not a curated record
AUGAGCGGAGUUCAGACAAGCCAUCAGUUUGCAGCCGCUGCGACUUCCCAAAUCGCCAACCUUCACAGGGAUGAUUGCAAGCUGGAAGUUCGUCAGCAACCCAGCAAUGCUCGAGUUGCAGUUGGUAAAGAGAAAGAUCGCAAGCCAGUCGAUCCGCCUCCCAUCGUCCAGUUGAAGAUUCCUCAUCAGAUCGAUCCCCACCAAAACUUCCUGCAGAGUCCAUACUUCUUCCUCUCGUGCUGCCUUGUUAAUGAUUCACCAAAUCAGCACAGCCAAGGGACCCUUGGAACCGCUCUUGCAGGCACUCUUGUAUCCUCUCUCCAUCGUCUCAAAGACAACAGCAAUUCUGAUGGCGCCUUCUUCGUCUUUGGCGAUCUCUCAGUCAAGGUCGAGGGCCAAUUUCGUCUCCAAUUCAACCUCUACCAAAUGCGAGAUGAGCAUUGCUACCACAUCGCAACGGUUACCUCCGAUUCUUUCACAGUUCACUCAGCAAAGAACUUCACAGGUAUGGCCGAGUCGACCUUCUUGACACGAACUUUCAGCGAUCAAGGUGUGCGAUUACGCCUGCGCAAGGAACCUCGAACUCUUCUGCGAAAACGUGGACCAGCCGACGACAACUACCAACCGAGAACGUACAAUAAGAACUCCAAUCGGAACCAGAACAACGACGUGGAACGACAGCCUGUGACGAGCCCUGAUUCCCAAGAUUCCACGAGUCAGGGUCAGAACGAAGGAGUAGAUUCGAUGACAGCACACUCAGCCGCUUUCGAACACCGACCAUCAAUGGGUCGUCAUUACUCUGAGCAGUCUCCUACAGUCUAUGCUGGUACCGGCAGUUAUGAAGAGUCCACAAAACGACCUCGAACUGCAUCCGACCACGGUCAAACUCCUUCCUUUAAUCACCAAACUCAAAUUGGUGAUGCUUCACACUACGGUGGUCGUACUUAUUCGGAUCCCCAACCAAGCUACGGCUCUUAUGGUGCGCAAAUCACUCAACCCUCGACGUAUGGCACAUAUACAAGCCCUGGUGGCUUCACUUCCCCCAUUCAAGGAAGAGAUCCAUACAACCGAGACUUUAGUUUCGCCGCUCCAAAACUCAACACCCAAUUGAGCACAUUGUCUCCCUAUGAGAAUCAAAGAUCACCUAAUACAGCGUACUUCCAACAAACCUACGCGCCGGUAGUGCCACAAUCGCCAUAUUCAACAUCCAUGCUACCAACAACAGUAGGACAGCGCAUGCAACAUGCACAAACUGCUAUUGCAGAUUUGGGAAUAGGCAGGAUGUCACAGUCUCCGAUGACUCUGCAAGGAGUAAACUCAAUGGCACCUCCGGCUGGCGGUAGAAUGGGGUACCCAGUUGGAUCGAUACCAAGACGGGACUCCGCAUCUUAUGCCAACUAUCCGGAUAUCAAUCAGAACAUGUCUCUUGGCGGCACUGCGAGUUUUCCUGUCCGAUCGGGACCUCCUUCUUCGGGUGGUUUCAUCGAUCGAUAG